Messenger RNA from Hevea brasiliensis (rubber tree), 576 nucleotides. Its product is annotated as probable CCR4-associated factor 1 homolog 11. The coding region runs from base 1 to 576 and encodes 191 amino acids. Gene Ontology annotation, cellular component: CCR4-NOT core complex; CCR4-NOT complex; P-body. Gene Ontology annotation, molecular function: nucleic acid binding; poly(A)-specific ribonuclease activity. The transcript has 2 exons. The record is from RefSeq and is a predicted model, not a curated record. Lineage: Eukaryota; Viridiplantae; Streptophyta; Magnoliopsida; Malpighiales; Euphorbiaceae.
AUGGCAGGGAAACAAGUAGUUGUCCGUCAAGUUUGGGCAAGCAACCUAAAAUCUGAGUUUUUCCAUAUCCAGAAAGUAAUUUGUCAAUACACUUUUGUUUCUAUGGACACUGAAUUCCCUGGCACCAUCUUCCAGUCAACUCUCAACAAGCAUUUUCUCUGCUAUGCUCCAGAUUGUACCUACUAUCUCAUGAAGCUCAAUUUCAACUUUAGGGAUUUCGAUCUGCAGAGUGAUCCCCAUAAUGCUGAGUCCAUUUACUUACUUGAAAAACAAGGAACUAAUUUAAAGAUGCAUAGAGAAAAGGGUAUUGAUUCUAGGGAUUUUGCCAAGUUGGUUCUUAGUUCUGGCCUUGUUUUCAACUAUUCCUUCACUUGGAUUACUUUUCAUGGUGCUUAUGAUUUGGCUUUCGUCAUUAAGAUUUUAACGCAACAAGACUUGCCCCGUGAUCUUCAAUCUUUUAUGGGGCUACUGAAGUUCCACUUGGGAGUUGCAGUUUAUGACAUUAAAUAUAUAACUUCUGUUCACGGCUUGCAUCGUGGAUUGGAAAGGGUAUCUAAGUUACUGGGUGUUAACUGA